UGGUGACCAAAAAACAAAAAACAAAACAAAAUCAGAUGAAAAUGAAUGACAACUUAGACAACACCGACGAUGAACUGAACGGCUUGAAGGCCAUCGAAAGACAAUUGUUGGUCGAUUUGACACAAGAAUUGGCCAAAGAGUUGGGCAAAAAAAAGAUAUGCAAACGAGUGGCCAAACUUGAAAAGUUGGCCAACAAAAUCAAUGAGACAACCAUCAGAACCAUUGAGCAAUUAAGCGAAGACCGAAUCCAACAAAUCCAGACUGAAGUCAUGCAAAGUGUGGCCAUCAAUGAUAAUGUCUUAACCAAUACCCAAGUGAUUAGUGAAGCUUUCGAUGAUAUCAUACAAAAACAGAUGAAGAUUGAAGAUAUCAACGAUGAGAUUGUCGAAAAACAAAUCAAUUUGAAUGCCAUCAGAGCGGAGACGUCGCGUUUAAGACGUUUGGAUCAAGUGAUGACUACUAACUUACCGAAAGGUGUGAUCAAAGAUACGAUUAAGUCUUACCUGAGUUAA
Messenger RNA from Oppia nitens, 512 nucleotides. RefSeq lists its product as uncharacterized. NCBI's taxonomy places the organism in Eukaryota, Metazoa, Arthropoda, Arachnida, Sarcoptiformes, Oppiidae. The record is from RefSeq and is a predicted model, not a curated record. Bases 36 to 512 code for a protein of 158 amino acids. The transcript has 3 exons.